GGGUCGAAUCGGGCAUCGCGCGGGAUGGGAGCCCAGCAACCGCGUUUCCUCCUCGCGGGGUUCCACCAUGUCUGAAGGGGCCGAUUCGCAGCCGGUGGCUUUGGGGGCAUCCCGUGUCGAGCUGCGCGUGUCCUGCUGGAGCCUUCCUGACAGAGAAGCCAACAUUAAGCCUGACCCGUGUCUGAUCAUUCACUUGCUCAGUAAUGGCCACUGGAAUGAGGUGGGGCGCUCCGAAGUCCUGCGCGGGUCCCGGAACCCCGUUUUCGCUCACGUCUUUGCCCUGGACUACUUCUUUGAGGAGAUGCAGAGUUUGAGAUUCGAGGUCUUCGAUGCCGAUGGGGAAAGCCCCACAGAUGUGGGCUAUGGGUCUGGGACGCUCCUCGGGACCACCGAAUGCUCAGUGGGGCAGAUUGUCUCCCAAACCAAGGUCACCAAGGAGCUGGCUUUGCCAAAUGGAGAGACUUUGGAGAAUUCAACCAUCACGAUUGAAGCUGAAGAGGUCUCCAGAACCAAUGAGUUUGUGCAAUUGGAAUUUUAUGGUCAAGAGCUGGAUGACAAGGAUUUCUUCAGCAAAUCUGAUCCUUUCUUGGAAAUAUAUAAGGUUAGCAGUGGCGAGUCGGAGCUUCUGGUCUGGAGGACAGAGGUGGUCAAAAACAACCUGAGUCCUCGGUGGGCACCGUUCCGGAUCUCUUUGCAAUCUCUGUGCAGCUGUGACCCCGGCAAGGCCAUGCGGUGUGUCGUUUACGAUCAUGACUCCAGCGGGAAGCAUGACUACAUUGGGGAGUUCAGCACAUCUUUCCAAGAGAUGCUGCGGGCUUCUGCUGGAGAAGAGGUAAUGGAGAACUGGAGGAGUGGGGUGGACUGCAAAGACCAAAAUCAGCUUCUGUAAAAACAGGGGGUCCCAAGGGGUCCCACCAUCAUCAUCAUCUCUCUGCAGAUAGAGAAAGUUCACACCUUCCUGGAUUACAUCAUGGGUGGCUUACAGAUCUCCUUCACGGUAGCCAUUGACUUCACAGCCUCCAACGGGGACCCCCGGAGUGAACAUUCACUCCAUUUCAUCAACCCUAAGGAGCCGAACGAAUACCUGAAAACUCUGUCGUCCGUGGGCGAGAUCUGCCAGGACUAUGACAGCGAUAAGCGGUUCCCAGCCUUUGGUUUCGGGGCACGAAUUCCUCCAGAUUUCGAGGUGUCUCAUGAUUUUGCCAUCAACUUCGACCCGGAGAACCCGGAAUGUGAAAAGAUCCUGGGAGUGAUCGAGGCUUACAAGCGCUGUCUGCCCCAGAUUGAGCUCUAUGGCCCGACCAACGUGGCGCCCAUCAUCAACAAGGUGGCGGGUCCUGCAGCCGAAGAGGAGAAAACUGGAAUGCCCACGAAGUACCGCGUGCUGCUCAUCCUCACCGAUGGUGUGGUGAGCGACAUGCCCGAGGCCUGUGAUGCCGUCGUGCGGGCCUCCCGCCUGCCUCUGUCCAUCAUCAUUGUGGGCAUCGGGAACGCUGACUUCUCCGACAUGCGAGAGCUGAACGGGGACCGCGGGAUGUUGGAGACUGAGGAGGGCAGAGCAGUCCGCGACAUUGUGCAGUUCGUGCCUGUGCGCGAGUUUAAGAAGGCUCCCCCCAAUGCCCUAGCCAAGACCGUUUUGGCUGAAGUUCCCAAGCAGGUGGUGGAAUAUUAUGGGAGCAGAGGCAUCUCCCCCGGGACACAGAAACCCUCCUCUCCACUGCCCCAGUGAGACCCCCAAGCACCGUUCCCUGUGGGCAUGAUCUGUCCAGCACCUGAAUGUGCCUGUUUCUCUUUCCUCACACCUCCGUCUUCCAGCCUCUGGUCCCGUAGGAACUCCACCCCCUGCCUCUUCUGGUGGGGAAGAGAGAGAAAGCAAACGAGAAUCUUGUCUCUGGCUUCAGGUCUCCACCCACGACUCAGGACGUUAGCUGGCACUACACGGCAUCCGGGCAUCCCCGGCAGGGUUCUCUGCCUUCUCUGCCCUCCCUUCUCUGCCCUCCCUGCUCUUAGCCUUACCCCCAGUAGCUUGCGAUGGUGACUCCCGUCUCCUUUAAUAAACACCGUGAAUUCCUCCUUGAA
Molecule: messenger RNA, 2079 nt
Organism: Python bivittatus (Burmese python)
Lineage: Eukaryota; Metazoa; Chordata; Lepidosauria; Squamata; Pythonidae
Source: RefSeq, a predicted model, not a curated record